This is a messenger RNA of Medioppia subpectinata, 1009 nucleotides long. The record is from the annotation of a GenBank genome assembly. NCBI's taxonomy places the organism in Eukaryota, Metazoa, Arthropoda, Arachnida, Sarcoptiformes, Oppiidae.
CAGGUAUGUUAAUGAGCUACACGUGUGUCUGUCUAUCGAUAUGUAUUUCAUAGAUAACCUAUUGAUUAACAUUGGCUUUGAUUUAAUUUUUGCCCUCAAAUUAAUUUUUUCUUUUCUAUAAUAAUCUCAAUUCAAUCGCUAACCAAACAAAUUGCUAACAAAUAAAUGUUGUAUAACACAAGUGGUGGGCGGUAUUGUUGGCCAAAAAAUGCCCCGCUACUGUUUAUUUGGAGAUACAGUGAAUACUGCCAGUCGUAUAGAGAGCUCGAGUGAGGCCCAGAUGGUUCAAAUCAGUGAGAUGACCAAGGGCAUGUUAGACCAAAAUGAAUGGGAUAUCUAUGAAAGGGGAACCAUUCAAUUGAAAGGCAAAGGAUUUAUGAAGACUUAUUGGUUAUACGGAAGGCAUUCAAAGGAUCAGUCGUCGGAUAAUAGCAGCACUGGUGGCGACGACACGGACAAGAGGUGUAUCGGGAGGCAAACCGAGCGCCUACUGGUCACCGGUGACCAAAUGUGUUCAUCCCGGUCGUCAUCGUUGGCCGCGUUGGACGACAAGUAUAGCCGGUCGGCGCUGAACGACAACCGAUCGCUAAUACCUUUAGUCUCAAUGACACAAAACAACACUUUUAGCCAAAAACAAUUGAAUCGUUUAAUGGCAUUGCAAUUAAGCAAACAAUUAUCGCUAUCUGAUAACAUCAACACUACGACCACCGCUACUAUCGCUGACAACGAGAAAAACAAUAUUAAUUAUAAUAUUAAAAAUAAUGAGAAAAAUGUGUCUAUAAUUGGCUCCGAAGGACAACUACAACAACAGCCGCCGGCGCUCUCGUCGGUGGCUAUCGAUAGACUCAAUACAAUCCACAAUCCGCUGAUGACCGGCGACGCCGAGAGCUCUGACACCGGCGCUGGCAAUGGAGGCCACGGAUGUCAGGGCUGUUUCAAGUGUACCAAAUCAAAGUCAAUGGGCGAUAAUAGCCGAACCCGCGCUCACACGUCCUGUAAUGUCAUUUAA